This is a messenger RNA of Argentina anserina (silverweed cinquefoil), 918 nucleotides long. RefSeq names its product LOB domain-containing protein 27-like. The record is from RefSeq and is a predicted model, not a curated record. Lineage: Eukaryota; Viridiplantae; Streptophyta; Magnoliopsida; Rosales; Rosaceae. Bases 1 to 918 code for a protein of 305 amino acids. The transcript is spliced from 2 exons.
AUGAUCAUUAAAAAAGUCGAUGAAUGCUCGUACUUCCCGACCAUGACGAUCAAAGGAGGCACAAGCCAGGCCUGUGCUGCGUGCAAAUACCAGAGACGACGGUGCACCAAGGACUGCGAUCUCGCUCCUCAUUUUCCGGCCGACCAGCCCAAAAUGUUUCAAAAUUCUCACCGCCUCUACGGGGUUUCAAAUAUCAUGAAGAUUUUGAAGCAGACUCACCCGGAGCAGAAAGAAGAGGCGAUGAGAUCCAUUAUCUACGAAUCAAAUAUGAGAGCCAAGUUUCCGGUCACCGGAUGCAUGGGAAUCAUCAACCAAUUAACAUUCCAACUCCAGCAAGCUUUUGAGGAGCUCCGGUACGUCCGCUCCCACCUCGCCAUAUGCCGAGACCAGUGCCAGUACCAGUAUAAUUCACCUUCGUGUCCAUCUUCACAGUUGCAAUUAGGGAUUCAAACAAACGACCACGAGGCGCUGCAGCUCUACCAGCAGCAGUACCAAUAUCAUCAGUAUAACUCUACCGCCGGGAGCAGCGCCGGUGGUGGUGGGAUGUCGUUGAUGGCGAACGAGUAUCUGGCGAACGGGAUUAAUGGGCUCUACAUCGAUGAGAAUGAUAGUGUGGUAAAGCCUCUUAGAGUUCAGCAGUUUUAUUAUGGGAACAAUAAUGUUGAUGCUGUGGCUGUUCAACAUAAUUUGAUGACAUCCCAAGGGUUCCCUAUUCAACAAGAAAUGGAUGUUCCUCAUGAUUACGAUGACAUUCCAUUUGAUACAAUUGCUGAUGAUCGUCAAUCGUACAUCGAAUCGAAAGAGGCUUGUGAAUCCAGUGCCGAGUCGGCGUUCAAGGGUACUAACACGCAGUCGUUAGAACACGUCUCACAGAAUGACCUCAAGAGCGCAGCAGCAUGUUUCAGUCUGACAAGCUAG